Eriocheir sinensis (Chinese mitten crab) is the source of this 868-nucleotide messenger RNA. It is a transcript of the gene Saysd1, whose product is annotated as SAYSvFN domain-containing protein 1-like. Bases 100 to 666 code for a protein of 188 amino acids. Lineage: Eukaryota; Metazoa; Arthropoda; Malacostraca; Decapoda; Varunidae. The transcript is spliced from 3 exons. The record is from RefSeq and is a predicted model, not a curated record.
UUUGUAAGCCCGUGAUAAAGGCUCACCUGACUUGCCUCUGACACGUAAACAAACAGCGGCCUCCUUUAUUCAGAAAUUUUGGCCGGUGCCUGUCAAGCAAUGGUGGGACCCAAGAAACUGACCGUGGAAGAGCAGCUGGCAAUAUACCGCAAGAGAAAGAAGCGAGAAGAAGAGGUAGCAGCCCUAAAACAUAAGGUCCGGAGCUUUUUCACCUCUGUCUUCACGGUUUGGAGGAGGCCAGAAAACGCUGCCACCCUCAACACGCCUGGCCCCGGGGGAGGCGAGCAGGCCCAGGAGACGGAAGGGACGCCCAGCCAGUCAGACAACAGUGUCAAGAUUCGUAGAAGGCAAGGAAGCAUGGGGGACGACAGUGUUGUGCUGGAAGAAGAGCUGCCAGAGCCACCACGCUACACAAGACUGGACUGGGUCAUGCUCCUCCUCAAGGUGGUGAUGUGGCUCUUGCUCCAGAAGGUGUUCAUCCUGCUUGAGUUUGGAGCCGUCUUCUUCAUCUUUAGUGCCUUUGUCUUCAUAUGGUACAACUUGAGAAAUGAGCCCAAGAAGAAGGGAGAAGCAAGUGCCUAUUCAGUGUUCAACCCCAACUGUGAACAGAUUGAUGGUACCUUCACCGCUGAACAGUUUGAACGGGAACUUCUAUAUAAAAUGUGAUACAAUGUGAUUAUUUAUAUUGCUCAGAUGUGCUUCUAUUAUCUGAUGUAUUUGUAUACUAUAUUGAUGUAUUUUUAUAUUGGCAUAAUGAUUUUUGUAUUAUAGUGAGGGUGUGUGGCUGAUUUAAUGUGUUAAAUGUUGAUAUUUUGGGUGUCUUCAGAAAUGUAGAGAUCCUGAUAUUUCUUAAAUUUAUACAGGUUAA